CACUCGACAACAACACUCAAUACAAACAUGUACUCCAAGGUCGUAGUCUUCCUGUGCGCGGCGAGCCUCGCCUCCGCUGGCCACCUUCUCGAAGCUGCUGCCCCUGUGGCAUACAGCUCAGCGCCUGCCGUCUCCUCCGUGUCAUUCUCCUCUCACACUUCGCACGCUCCUGUCGCCACAUAUGCCGCUGCUCCCGUCGUCGCCAAGACCUACGCCGCUCCCGCCUACGCCACCUACGCAGCUGAGCCCGUCGUAGCUAAGAGCUACGCCGCUCCUGCCUACGCCACUUACGCUGCUGCCCCUGUCGUAACUAAGAGCUACGCACCAUCAGUGUCUUACCAAUCCAUCUCUACCCACUCUUCUCCCGUUGCGUACGCCAAGACCUACGCCGCCCCCGCGGUCACCACUUAUGCUGCUGCCCCCGUCGUCGCGAAGGCUGUCUCCCACCAGUCUAUCUCCAGCCACUCUGCUCCAGUCGUCCACACUUAUGCCUCAGCCCCUGCCGUAUACUCUGCCCCAGUGUACGCUAAAUCAGUAGCACCUGCUGUGUCCUACUCCUCAAUCUCCCACGCCGCACCAGUGACCUACGCCGCUGCCGCUCCCGUUGUCACCAAGACUUACGCCGCCCCCGCCGUCACCACUUACGCUGCCGCUCCCGUCGUAGCUAAAACCAUUGCCCCAGUGUCUUACUCUUCUUACUCCUCUCACUCAUCCCACUCCGCACCUGUGGCCUACGCUGCCGCUCCCGUGGUAACUAAAACCUACGCCGCUCCCGCAGUUGCCCAUUACUCCGCCGCUCCCGCGGUUGCCCACUACUCCGCCGCUCCCGUAGUAGCUAAGACCUACGCUGCCCCGGCAGUCGCUACUUAUGCUGCUGCUCCCGUCCUGAAAUCCGCCGUGACUUACUCCGCCGCACCUGCCGUCUCCCACGUCACUUACUCCGGAAUCGGAGCCAACUACGGUUGGCGAAAGCAAGUGCUCCAAAAAUUAUUACAAUCAACAGCCUCAUACAAAACAAACAUGUACACCAAGGUCGUAGUAUUCUUGUGCGCGGCGAGCCUCGCCUCCGCUGGCCACCUCCUCGAGGCCGCUGCCCCUGUGGCAUACAGCUCAGCGCCCGCCGUCUCCUCAGUAUCAUUCUCCUCUCACACCUCACAUGCUCCCGUCGCCACAUACGCCGCCGCUCCAGUUGUCGCCAAGGCCUACGCCGCCCCCGCCUACGCCACCUACGAAGCUGCUCCCGUCGUAGCUAAGAGCUAUGCCGCUCCCGCCUACACCACCUACGCUGCUGCCCCAGUUGUAGCUAAGAGCUACGCUGCUCCCGCUGUAGCAGCCUACUCUGCUCCAGUGUACGCCAAGUCCAUUGCGCCAGCUGUCUCUUACUCCUCAUACUCCAGCCACUCUGCUCCUCUGACCUACGCUGCGGCUGCUCCCGUCGUCGCCAAGACCUACGCCGCCCCUGCUUACACCACAUACGCCGCCGCUCCCGUUGUGGCUAAGGCUGUUGCCCCAGCAGUGUCUUACUCUUCUUACUCGGCUCACUCAGCACCUGUGGCCUACGCUGCCGCUCCCGUCGUUGCUAAGACCUACGCCGCCCCCGCUAUCACUACCUACGCCGCCGCUCCCGUGGUAGCUAAGUCCUACGCCGCCCCAGCAGUCGCCACUUACGCCGCUGCUCCCGUCCUGAAAUCCGCUGUAACCUAUUCUGCUGCACCUGCUGUUUCCCACGUCACUUACGCUGGUUUGGGAGCCAACUACGGAUGGUAAAAACAUGUUUGUUGAUAGAUAAAUAAUUUAUUAAAAAUAUCUUGGGCUGUAUACUUGUAAUGAUUGUAUAUACAAAAAGAAAUAAAAAUUGAAAAAUA
Molecule: messenger RNA, 1865 nt
Organism: Spodoptera litura
Lineage: Eukaryota; Metazoa; Arthropoda; Insecta; Lepidoptera; Noctuidae
Source: RefSeq, a predicted model, not a curated record